UUUGUUUAAAUCGAGUGUUGUUGCAUUUUGUCAGUGUGAAAUAAACUUUCUGGUGAAAAGAAUUUUCUUAAGAAAGUCUAAAUUCUCGUACUCUUUAUGUUUAAUUGGUGCAAUAAAAUAAAUAUUUUUUUUAAAGUGCAAUGUGAAUCGAUUUGAUGGAUUAUAAACAUGUGGGUUAAGUGGAAAACUGUUUGACGGUCGAUUACUAAGUAUUACAUUCACGAAUGACAAUUAGAUUGUUGAUGUUUGAAUUUGAAAUAACGAAAAAUUCGAAGUGAAACUAUUAACGUUCUAUAACAUAUACAAUUUGGUUAUUACAAGUACAUUGUGUCUGUCCCAAAGAGGAUUACGUUUAACAUUAAAAAUGUUGAAAAAGAAAAUUCCACUAUGUGUAGCAAGUUAAUCAAUCAAGUGAUGAAAUGCCAUUUACUUUGUGAUCUAUAAUCCAAUUGAAAUUUCUAAAAUUUCCAAAAGAAAAUAAUAAAAAAAAAAUUGGGAAAAAUAAAUAACAAUGCAAGAAGUGUGCAGUUCGUUGGAUCCACAAAUUGGACCACACAUUAAAUCCGAAUCACCUUUAAUCAAUGUACCGCAACCGCCUCAACAAAUUUCAAAAAUGCCACCCAACUGUGAUAAACGAAUGGACCCGUCGUAUUGGAUCGGUUCGGAGAGUGGAUUUAUUAACUCACAGCCAUCGAUGGCCGAAUUUCUGACGCACCUCAGUCCCGAAAGUCCGAAACUCAAUAAUCAAGUAUGCCCCGUUUUACCGGAUGGUAUUGAUGGUGUGCCCGAAUAUCCUUGGAUGAAAGAAAAAAAGACCGCUCGUAAGAAUAACAGUCAAGGUGAGAUAAAGCUCUCGAUUAACGAUGGCGCUGAAUUCGUUGCGGAAAAUGGUUUACCACGGCGAUUACGUACCGCAUAUACAAAUACGCAGUUGCUUGAAUUGGAAAAGGAAUUUCAUUUUAAUAAAUAUUUAUGCCGACCAAGACGUAUUGAAAUAGCAGCUAGUCUAGAUUUAACCGAACGACAGGUAAAAGUCUGGUUCCAAAAUCGCCGCAUGAAACAUAAAAGGCAAACAUUAUCGAAGUCCGAAGAUGACGAGAAUAAAGACAGUCUCAAAGGCGAUGACGAUAGUCAGCAGUGUAGUACCAUCUUUCCAGAUUCCAGUUCGAAGAAGUCAUGUCAAGGAUGCGAACUACCCUCGGAUGAUGUUCCAGAUUCAACGUCUAAUUCUCGAGGCCAUAACAAUAAUACACCUAGCGCUACAAACAACAACUCGAAUAAUGGAAGCGUUACACCGAACUCAACGCUUGAUACAACUAUUACAACAAACACGAAUGGUAUCACCAACAUAAAUAUUAUAAGUGCAGACUCAAGUGUGGCUUCCAGCGUUAGCUUAGACGAAGAAGAGGAGAGCCCAACAAAAACUAAGAAAAAGGAGAAUCCACUCGUUCAAGUUGUGAAGAAAGAAUCGAUGCUGUCGAAGGACCAGUUCUACAACAAUAUGGAUAUGUAUAGACGUGACAGUGAUGCCGCACCAAUGAUCGGCGAUAAUUUGUCCGUUACGCCUAAUUAUUCGCAAUCGUCGCAUAAAUUUAACAAGAACAACGUCACAGCACAAGGUGUACACGACGGUUAUCAAACGCACGCUUAUUAUCGCAAUAAACAACCGGACUACUAUGGAAAAUACGAAGUUGAAUUUGCUCAUCAUCAAAAGACAUUAGGCGCGCCCACCCAAGCCGAAUAUCACUAUCAGAAAAACAAUUUUCCGCACGCUCGACCCGAUUUCCAUCAUCUAAAAGGUGAUUUCCAUGCGGUCAAACCGGAGCUUAACUAUAAAGUCCAUGAUGUCCACGGAAAAGCUCACAAUUUUCAUAGAAAUCAAAACUACUAUAACCAACACAAUGCAACCAAUCCUGCAACGCCACAAUAUCCGAAUCAAUAUUAUCACAAUGAAUACGAAGUGCCACCGAUUGGCAUCGAAUCGAACAACUUUUACGAUUCAAAGAACCAAACCAAUUACUAUGAGAAUGUCAACUACUAUCCGAACGAAUAUGCUGCCGAGGCGUAUGCACCACCAUCUGUUGACAAUUGUGAUAAUUACACUUAUCCGCAGUACUUUGAAACGGCUCAGCCGAAUCAAAUGGUUCAUGCCACCGCUAACACUACACAACCGAUUCCGACGAACCCGACACACAGCAGCCAACCGACAUCGGAGGCCACUUAUGCGCAAUGUUCGCCAUCGUAUUCCAGUAAUAAUACGAAUGGCAAUCAUAACAUAGGAAAUUUAGAAAACAAUUCGAAUAGUUCAUCCGAUUUCACAUUUUUGAGCAAUUUAGCUAAUGACUUCGCUCCCGAAUAUUACCAAUUAAUUUAGAAUUUAAAUUAAAAUGAAGAAGGAGGACGAAGAAGAAAACCAUUAAUUGUGGGUAAAAGUAGCUGUUUGUGUUCAGAAAACAGCAAAUUAGAUAAAUCAUGUAAUUUUUGGGGGCUACAUUUUGUUUUAAUCGACAUUCGCACGCAGCAUAGCAAAAUAAGCGAACACAAUGUUUUGAUCAUUGAAUUUUUUUCUAAAGUGGUUGAAUGAACGAUUUGUAAUCGAAAGUUUUUCUAGCCUUUCAUUAUUCGAUUUGACUCCAACCGAGAAAUUUUCAACGAGUCAGGUCUGAUUUAUCUUAAAGACAUUUUAUUGUGUCCAUGGGAUAAAAUACAGAUACAAACGAGAAUUUUAAUGAAUAGAAUGGUCGCUGUAUUCUACUUAUCGUUUCAUCGUCAUUUUGAAUCGUCAAAGUAUCAAAAUAGUUAUUUAUCUACCAAGGUAGGUAUGAAGGUAUUUUUUCGCACUAGAUGUCGAUUGUCGACCCGAGGCGAAGCAAUAUUAAAAUUCAUGUUACGGGCGGCUAUGUCGUAUGUCAUCCAUAAUCGAUAGAGGCUAAUGAGUUCUUUUAUAGAAAAAUAUGUGUUAAAACCGAUGAAGGAAUCGAUUUUUUGUGAAUCUGUUAAACAUACUUCGGAAACAUCGAAUCGAAAACAUUUUUGUAUUUUGAAGCGAAACCAAACUGUAGACCAAACUUAUUAAUAGAAAAAGUUAGAACGAAAAGUUUGAAAUGAUGAGACGAUGUCGUGGAUGAUGUCGUGGAUACGCAGAUAUCAAACCCAGACCGAAUUAAAUCGUAACGAAAUGUGGAAAUUUCAAUUUCAUAAAUAUUUUCGAAAGUGUUACUGUCUUUUACAUUCCAACGAGAAUAUGUGGAAGCUUUCACAGACGAAACGAGGAUCAUCACCAUAACUAUUGAGUCUACUACUACUUCCGCUUUGCUCAGAGCCACGCAAAAUCUUUUACUUCAUUAGUUUUUUUAUGGAUUUUGCUAUAGCCGUACGUAUUACUAUAAGUGCAUCGCUUGUUUUGUCAAUACUGUCGAUGACAUUGCUGUCUGAAUGUUAACCUUUUUCAAUUACAUGUCCACCACAAUCACACCAAAAACCACUUACGCUUUCUCAAUAAACUUCAAUGAUCCCUUGCUACAAAAUCGGUACAGUACAAUGCAGAACCUAUUUUAUAGAGAUCAGUUUCUUGAAAUAUCUCGAAUUUCUUGAAAGUUUUCUUUAAUUUAUCGAAAAUAGAAAUUCGAUAAAUUUUAAGAAAUAGAUUUCUCGACAAGACAAAAUAGGCCCUGGUAUAUUGCCGCGCUAAAAACAAAGAAUUUGUCUGGCAUUACCAUAGUCCACACUCCACAUCCACAUUGACCCAACAACAUCAACAUCAAACGUAAUUUCUCGUGCCACGAGAUUCCUCUAUUUUCCUCAAUUUUUUUUUUCGAAUUUGCCAUAAAUUUCCGUCGUCAAAACGAUGCUCGAUCCUAAUAAUUUGGCGUUACAAAUUAAAAAUUCAAUUUUUGUACAAUGUCCGCUUAUUUUGGUAUGUUAGUCACAUUGAAUGCCGGUAAAAAUGCACAGAUAAACUGUAUAAUCUCGAAUUAGUUUUAUUGCGUUGCAGUCGUUACAAUCGUUGCAGUGUACAUACAAUUACACAGUAAAUUAAGUCUUAAAAAAUGAAUGAGAAAACAAGAAAAGAAACUAAAAAUCAUUAUAAAAUUGAACAUAAAAAGAAAAUGAAAUUAUUACGACGAAAAUGAAACAGUUGAAUCCGGAAGAGAACAAACGGGAAGGAAAGACAUUUAAAUGAAAAAAAUAUUAAUUUCAACAAUAAAAAAAUUAUUAAAAAUAAAAAUCUAUGGAUAUUAAGCUUAAAAACAAAAACAAACAAAAAAAAUGGAAGAAACUUAUGCGAUUUAUUAUUUGAAGGAAAUGAUUUUCUUGUUUCAGUUUUUUUAUCACCAAUUAUUAAUUGUUCACGAUUCUAUUCUUUUUAUAAGUUACAAUUACAAAACAAAAUAAUUUUUAUGGUUAUUAUCUUAUUUACUUUCAGUAAGAAAAGAAAAGAAAAAAAAAAACAUUAGAAUUAGGUUAAAUGUGGUAAAAAGACACUUUUUAACCGGAUCUUAUUAUUGUUGUGA
Molecule: messenger RNA, 4514 nt
Organism: Bradysia coprophila
Lineage: Eukaryota; Metazoa; Arthropoda; Insecta; Diptera; Sciaridae
Gene: pb
Product: homeobox proposcipedia
Biological process (GO): regulation of transcription by RNA polymerase II
Cellular component (GO): nucleus
Molecular function (GO): RNA polymerase II cis-regulatory region sequence-specific DNA binding; DNA-binding transcription factor activity, RNA polymerase II-specific
Source: RefSeq, a predicted model, not a curated record